Symbiodinium natans is the source of this 1581-nucleotide messenger RNA. The record is from the annotation of a GenBank genome assembly. Lineage: Eukaryota; Dinophyceae; Suessiales; Symbiodiniaceae.
AUGGAGCAGCGGACGGCCGAGCGGCUUGCGGCAAGGGAGGCGGAGGCGGCUGAUGGGAUUGAAACACACCGACGUGCGCGGACUAGCAUCAUGAGAGCGAUCAUGGAGAAGCAGAAGCAGGAGCAGCUCACGCAGGCGGAGCCUGAGAAGCUGCCUCGCCGGGCAGCGGAGGCAGACGCACGACCAGAUGUCCCAGCAGAAAAGGCGAAGAUGGCUGCUCGUGACCCGGACCACCAAGCCGAACGGACGCCGGUCCCAGAUCGCAAGGAUUUCGAGCAGCAGCGCCGCGAGCUGCAGCUACAGCGCGAUGCCAUGGAGCGGGAGGCCCUGGAGCGAGAGCAAGCAGAGCUUCAGCGCCAACGCAGAGCUUUGGUGCAGGCGCCCCAAGAUGUCUCUCCACAACGCACUGAAGAGCAGGUGCCACCAAACCAGCUCAUCGAUUCCCAGCGAGAGGCGGUUGAACGAGAGGUUUUCCAGCGCCAACAGCAGAUCGCUGCUGCCGAGCGGGAGGCCCUUGUCGAACAGAUCAAGGCAGCCAGGCAGCAGCAGACGCUGGAGAUGGAGAUGUUGAGGGAAAAGGUCUCCCAGGCCGAGGAUGCGCGACGAACUCAGCAGGCCGAGUUGGAGCGUCUCAAGGAGGAGGUCACGAAGGGCUCGGUGUACCAGGAGAUCUUGCAACACUUCAAGCUGACCCCUGCAGUUGCAGUGCAGGAAACAUUGCCGCAGCAUGCGAUGACAGCCGUCCCUGCUGUAGAGGUCGCCGAGACCCAGACAGCAGAGGUUUCCACGCGCAGUAUAUCAGUGGAGGCGGUCCCAGAGAUCCCAAGAAUGCGCCGGCCACAGCGACCUGAUCCGCAUGCUCUGGAGCUAGGACUGCAGCAGGGCCAAAUGCUGGAGCGAAUGCUGCUGAAGGUCGUGGUCCAAGGAUGGCAGGCAGCCAUCUUCGAGAGUUGGAGGCUCCCCCCGGAGUUCCGUGUACGAGACGUGCCCUGGCAGACUCCUCCCGAGGAGCCAUUGGUACCUCGCCCCCGGGGACAUAACUUCGUCAUGCAUGCUGAGCUGGCGGCCAAGGGCUUGUCUAAGUGGUCGGAGGCAGAUCCGGAAGGACCGUUGAGCACUGCGGACCUCUACGAAGCCAAUGCGCGGGCACAUGCUACGUUUGCCAGAUGGGCAGUAAGUGCUAGCCAACGGCACAGGGCGCAAGCCUUCGAGCAGAGGCAAGCAGAUCCUUUAAGUGCCGAAGACCAGGCUGCAGAGCGAGCCGUUCAGCGCGCGAGCCAAACCAUUGAAGAGGCAGUCCAGCAGGACCUCCUUCUAGAAGAGCUUCGAGGUGGGACGGCUUGGCCUCCGCCGCUUCUUCCUCCACGACCAGUCCUCCCCGGUGAUGCCGGAUGGCAGGAGCGUGUUCAACGUUCAGGAAGGCUGUUUGCAGCAGCCUCUGCGGACAUGCCUGCCGGCAUGCAGGAAGAGGUGCUCUUCGUGCGGAGUGAUGGCUUCGUCACAAGUUUCCAUGCCGAAGCUCCUGAAGGACCCACAUCCUCCCAAAGUGCGCCGCCGUUGAAUCCAUCCACUCCUGGCUGA